Messenger RNA from Phymastichus coffea, 1697 nucleotides. It is a transcript of the gene Alp12, whose product is annotated as alkaline phosphatase. Gene Ontology annotation, biological process: dephosphorylation. Bases 117 to 1682 code for a protein of 521 amino acids. NCBI's taxonomy places the organism in Eukaryota, Metazoa, Arthropoda, Insecta, Hymenoptera, Eulophidae. The record is from RefSeq and is a predicted model, not a curated record. The transcript has 8 exons. Gene Ontology annotation, molecular function: alkaline phosphatase activity.
AUUUAAAAAUUUCAUAUGUCAAAGAAUUGUUGUCAAAGACACUCGUUGUCAGAUAAGUGACGGUACAUCUGAAAAAUGAACGAUAGCGGCCUCAGUGCGUGUCAAUACACGUAACGAUGAAGCUCGCUGUUUUGCUACUGUUCAUCUUUGGCUUAACAGGUGGUGUGAAGGAAGAUAAAACAUUCUGGCGGAACAUCGCGCAAAAGGAGUUGGAAGAUGCUAAGUCAUACACCUGGAACCACAAUCGAGCGCACAAUGUUAUUUUGUUUAUUGGGGAUGGCAUGAGCCCCGACACUAUCACUGCCAGUAGAAUCUAUCGAGCCGGCGAAGAAAGCUAUCUCGCUUGGGAGAAAUUUCCUCAUAUUGGUUUGUUAAAGACUUAUAAUACAGACAAGCAAGCGCCUGAUUCGGCAUCAACUGCGACUGCACUGUUCAGUGGUGUAAAGACGAACUACAAUGUGCAUGGCGUUGACGCGAAUGUCAAAAUCAAUGAUUGUGAAGCGAGUUACAAUGCCGACCAUCGGCUUGACUCUAUUAUUGAUUGGGCCCAAGCUGCUGACAAAAGCACUGGAUUUGUUACGACCACGAGAGUUACACACGCGACGCCGGCACCACUUUAUGCACACGGUGCUAACAGAAAAUGGGAGUGUGAAACACCUAAAGGAUCUAUUUGCAAAGACAUAGCCCGACAAUUGGUCGAAAACGAACCUGGUAAAAAUAUUAAGGUGAUAAUGGGUGGCGGUAGGCAGAUGCUUCAAACUAGGUUUAACGUUACAAACAUAGACCCACUAGACAUAUGGGCAGGACAGCGUAAAGACGGUCGUGACCUCAUUGACUAUUGGAUCCAAGAUAAGAAAAACCGAAGUUUGUCAUACAAUGUCGUACAAAAUAAUGAACAAUUGGCUAGUGUUGAUCUCAUCAAUACAGACUACUUACUGGGUAUCUUCGCUAAUGGACACAUACCCAUGGACUACAUGAGAGAUAAGAGUGGAAAAGGACAACCAAGCCUAGAAGAGAUGACGGUUACUGCUUUAAAAAUACUUCAAAAAUCUUCUAACGGCUAUCUACUCGUGGUUGAAGGUGGUCUAAUUGAUUUUGCGCAUCAUAGAGGUCACGCAGCUCAAGCACUUCUGGAAACAGUCCGGCUUUCCGACGCCGUUAAUGCCACUCUGAGGAUGGUGAAUCCCGAAAAUACUCUAGUCAUCGUUACCAGUGAUCAUACGCACUCACUAGCCUUCAAUGGUAACAGUAAGCGUGGUAAUAGCGUUCUGGGAAUCGCCGAAUACUCGAAAAUAGACGGAAUUCCCUACACAACCCUAUCAUACAGUACUGGUGGACCAAACAACAAUGCCUACACCAUCGUGAAGAACGACAAAAAUGAAUCCUUCGCUCAGCGACUAAAUUUUGAGAAAUUGCAAUCUAACACUGAAGAUUUCACCUACAGCCAACAAGCUGCCAUUAUCACGGACGAAGCUCAUCAUGGAGGCGGCGACGUGGCUGUUUAUGCACGCGGGCCGUACGCUCACCUAUUCCACACGACCCACGAGCAAAAUUUCGUGGCCUACGUGAUCGCCUACGCCGCCAGAAUCGGUCCCUACGCCAAUCAUUCGUCGACUAGUCAGUGGAACUUUAUUUGGCUUGGCAGUCUGCUCAGCCUUAUUCGCACUUUCUACGCUUACUGACAAAUUUGAACAGGC